CCCCGUUUCCUGUGCAGCUCUCCGCACUUAAACACGAACACUCGAGGAGAGCAACAGGCGCAAGUGGAUGUGAUGCAGACGGAGUCCACACGGGAUUAGCUGUCGCUUAUAAAAAACAAAACAAAACAAAACUGCUGGACGGUUGUUUUUCUACUUUACUUUCGGGAGUAAACGGCAGAAGACACUUGGAUUAAAAAAAGUGUUUCUUUCUUCCACUUGUGACAGACACCACCACCAACAACAACAACAACAACAACAACAACAACAACAACACCAACACCGCUGCUGCUGCAGAAACAUCAGUGACCAGGAGGUGGACUGUCAACAUCCACUCAGCUGCAGGAGGAUUGAGCAGCGCUGAAGUUGUGCAUCCUGACUGGUCUCUGUCAACACACAUGUCCACAAUGACACAAGAAAGGCCUGACCGGUGGACUCCCUGCUGACACACGGAAGCUUCAGAUAUCCGCCGCGAUUGAACACUUUCCUCGAGGCUUCCCUCGUUCCGUGGAGCUUUCAACCCCGUUUGGCUGUCGCCAUGGCUAGUCUGGCAAUUAACGAGACUGGAAUGGAGGAUUGCGGGAUUGACGACUCCUUUAAGUACAACUUGUACUCCGUAGUCUACAGUGUGGUCUUUGUCCUUGGGCUGAUCACCAACUGUGCGGCACUCUUUGUAUUCUGUUUUCGCAUGAAGAUGCGCAACGAGACCACCAUGUUCAUGACUAACUUAGCCUUAUCCGACCUGGUCUUUGUUUUCACGCUGCCGUUCAAGGUCUUCUACAAUGUUAACCGCCACUGGCCGUUUGGAGACGGACUAUGUAAAGUAUCAGGGACAGCCUUCAUCACCAACAUCUACGGCAGCAUGCUCUUCCUAACGUGCAUCAGCGUGGACCGUUUUUUAGCUAUCGUGUACCCCUUUCGCUCACGCUCCAUACGCACUCGUAGGAAUGCUGCGCUGGUGUGUGCUGCCGUUUGGCUGACCAUUGUAGGAGGAGGAAUAUCAGUGACUUUCUUUUCCACCAUCAACAGCACAAACACAGCAACCACUUGUUUCGAGGGCUUCUCCAAAAGUACCUGGAGGAACUACCUCUCCAAAAUAACCAUUUUUAUCGAGAUCGUGGGCUUCCUGCUGCCACUGCUAGCCAACUUGGUGUGUUCCUCACUUGUUCUGAGGACACUGCGCCGCCCUGCAACGGUCGGUCACGGCUGCAACAGCAAGAGACGCGUGUUGCGAAUGAUUCUUGUCCAUCUGGCCAUUUUCAUCAUCUGCUUUGUUCCCUAUAACUCCAUCCUCUUCCUAUACGCCCUGGUGCGGACGCAGGCCUUGGCUAACUGCGCUAUAGAACGCUUUGCCCGAACUCUUUAUCCGAUCACGCUGUGCUUGGCCAGCCUCAACUGCUGCCUGGACCCUGUGGUCUACUACUUCACCUCAGAGAGCUUUCAGAAAAGCUUGACCAUGGGAGGAAAAGGCUCCCGACCUGAGAGCAUUCCUCGUAGUGACACUGAGAUUCAGGACCCAGCAAACACACUUCCCAAAGACACACACACUGAAGUCAGCAAUGGGAAAGACACAAAUAUAUCAGAGAGUAAGUUCUGACUUGUGGGUUUGAAACACUUGAGCCUUAAGUUGGAGAAAAAAAAAAACAAUCAGCUGUGUGGUCUCGAACUGACAAACACAUAGCUUUGCAGAUUAGUAAAGUCCUGGUGUAAUUCCUCAGCUAUGGCCUGGGCUUUACUGAUUAAUCCACCACUGCAACACAAACUUUUUUUUUCUUUUUUUUUAAACGAAAGAACACUACAGGGACCAGAGACCCAGCUGGAUCGGGACUAUUCUGACCGUCUGUGCACCGUGAUGCCUCUAAAGACACUCUCGACACAUCGUCAACUGAGCUCAACCGCACAAACACUCACAAACGCACCGGAGAGUGUAGAUAAGAAGGAGAUUCCUGUUGAAAUAUGUUGUUAAUAUACUUUUGUAACGCACUGGGUUUUAUUGUUCUAAAGCUCCAGCUUCCACGGUGCACUGUAUCAUUGUAGACAUUAAUGUUUUGACAUUCUUUAGUGUGGUGAGAACCAUUGUUAUUAUUACACAGUGCACUGACCUGCUUGAAGUUGAAUGUGUCUGGUGUUGAAGUUUGAGGCCAUUAAAAGUCUGUUUGAAA
This is a messenger RNA of Cynoglossus semilaevis (tongue sole), 2159 nucleotides long. RefSeq names its product lysophosphatidic acid receptor 4 (gene lpar4). The transcript is spliced from 3 exons. NCBI's taxonomy places the organism in Eukaryota, Metazoa, Chordata, Actinopteri, Pleuronectiformes, Cynoglossidae. The record is from RefSeq and is a predicted model, not a curated record. Gene Ontology annotation, biological process: phospholipase C-activating G protein-coupled receptor signaling pathway; positive regulation of Rho protein signal transduction. Gene Ontology annotation, cellular component: plasma membrane. Gene Ontology annotation, molecular function: lysophosphatidic acid receptor activity. The coding region runs from base 536 to 1594 and encodes 352 amino acids.